GUUUCAAUGAUGGCGGCGCCCAUGUAGGAGCAUGGUUUUAUACUCAGUUAAAGUAUAAAUAAGCUUAAGUUUUGUGUUUACCGAGAUAUUUUACGGAAUGUUGACAGUAAUCGUUUACUUAACAUAGCACGUGGUUUAAAAGCUGCUCUAUUAAGUGCUGUUUGGAUUUGAAAGAUUAUCUUUGAAUUUGUUUUACUUUGCACUUGCCUGGACGUAAAAUGAAGAGGAAGCCUCAAGGCAAGCGCAGAGUAAAAAGAGAUUUCAGCAAACUGCAAAAGUGUAAGUUAUCCGUUGAGCAGUUUUUACAAAAGGAAGAUAACUCCACGGAGACCGGGGAAGGGGAGGGUGGUUGCCAUGGGAGCACGCUGUUCAGUGUUAAGAGGAAACGUAGGAAGGAAUUAAGGAAAGAAAAAAGAAAAAACAAGAAGGCUAAAAUGAAAGAGUAUUAUGAGGGGAAGCUUUUCAAAGCAAGCCCCGGCGUUACUGUUACAAUGGUACAAAAUAACAAAAAGCCAACGAAACCAAAUGAAGAAGCAGCCGAAUCUUCUGAGCCACAAGAAAACACUGCUGAUCCAAAACAGAAGAAACAAAAAACACACCAUGCAACAGGGGGAAGCAAACAAACACUAAAUUCACAGCAAGGAUCAAAGAAAAUAAGCAGCAGUACCGCCGGCGAUUCGCGGCAGGGGUCAGUGAAAAUAACUAGCAGCAACACUGCGCAGGAAGCAGCGUUCAAGAAACUAAGCAAGCAGCAACAAGUGAGGAAACGGGCGCUGCUGGAAGCUAAUGUUGAAGAAGAGAAAGAAAUCAAAAGGUUAGAGAAAUACUUGGGGAUGAACAAACGUAAGAAUAAAACCACCCUGCCCCAGUCUUUCACUGCGGAUGGACUGGAUUAUAUUUUGGGCAUUCUCGAACCCGGAGCCUCCGCGUCGGGGCUGUACGAGAGCGACGAGGAUAUGGACAUGACCAAGGAGAGGCUGGAACAGCUCGGCGGGAGUGAAUCUGAGUUGUCUGAAGAUUCUCAACAGGAGGAGGGAUCGUCAGACGAGGAUGAGCAGGACAGCGGUGAAUAUGUUGAAGAGAUGGAGGUCAUUGAAGAGGAGGAAUGUGAUGAAGUACUGGACCAGGAUGGUGGAAAUGAGGAGGAUACAGUUAUUGAGGGAGGAGAGGCAGAGAAUACAGUAGAGGAGCCUGGAGGCAAUACAAACGAAAAGGGCUCGGAAGAAGGCAGCACUAAAUACAUCCCACCUCACCAGAGGGAGUCUGCAGAGACUGACGAUGCCAAGAGGAGACAGGAGCUGGAGAGACUAGGAAGGAAUGUGAAAGGACUCCUAAACAGACUAACGGAGCACAACAUGGCAUCUAUAAGCAGCCAGUUGGAGGAGCUGUACAUGAGCCGCAGUCGAAAGGACAUGAAUGAUACUGUGACAGACAUCCUGCUGGCGGCCUGUGUCACUCCUGCCCUAAUGCCAGACCGCUUGCUGCUGGAGCAUGUCCUGUUGGUCAGCAUUCUCCAUCACACAGUGGGACUGGAGGUUGGUGCCCACUUUCUGGAAAAAGUGGUUCGUAAGUUUGAAGAACAUUACCAGGUUGGCAGUGAAGGUAAAGAGUGUGACAACCUCAUUGCCAUAAUCGCACACCUGUACAACUUCCACGUGGUGCACUCUCUGCUCAUCUUUGAUAUUCUGAAGAAGCUCGCAAAGGCUUUUAUGGAAAAGGACAUCGAGCUGAUUCUGUUUUUACUGAAAAACGUUGGAUUUUUAUUAAGAAAAGAUGAUGCAGUGUCACUGAAGGAGCUGAUCUCUGAAGCACAGAGCAAGGCCAACGCUAUGGGAACAAAGCUCCAAGAUCAGACCAGGAUGCGGUUCAUGUUGGAGACCAUGCUUGCACUCAAGAACAACGACAUGAGAAAAAUCCCAGGCUACGAUCCGGAGCCAGUGGAUAGACUGAGGAAACUACAGCGGACACUGAUCCAUAGCAGUGCCAGUGGCAGCGAUGUCUGUCUGCGGGUCUCUCUGGAGAACCUGCUGGCUGCAGACCAGGUGGGGCGCUGGUGGAUUGUCGGGUCCUCCUGGAGCGGAGCGCCAAUGAUUGGCAGCAGCACACAACAGAAGCAGCCUACAGGCCAGGUAAGCUCUAAGAUUUUGGAGCUUGCUCGUAAACAGAGAAUGAAUACUGAUAUAAGAAGAAACGUUUUCUGUGUCCUGAUGACCAGUGAGGAUUUCCUUGAUGCCUUUGAAAAACUGAUCAGGCUUGGUCUGAAGGAUCAACAAGAGAGAGAUAUUGUGCAUGUUCUCAUGGACUGCUGUCUGCAAGAGAAGGGCUUUAACCCUUUCUAUGCUGUCUUGGGGGAGAGGUUUUGUGAAUAUGACAGGCGAUUUCAGAUGACUUUUCAGUUCAGCAUGUGGGACAAAUUCCGUGAUCUGGCAAACCUGUCCAGCACCUCCUUCAGCAACCUGGUUCAUCUCCUGGUGCAUCUGCUAAAGAAGAAGUCUCUUUCACUCUCCGUCUUGAAGGUUAUCGAGUUCAGUGAACUGGAUAAGCCUAAAGUCCGGUUCCUGCGCCAACUGCUGAGUAAACUUCUAUGUGAAACGGAACCAGAGGAGCUGAAAGACAUUUUUGGGAGGAUUUCAGGAAUUCCAAAGCUCGGAAUGCUGCGGGAAGGCUUGAAGCUUUUCAUCACUCACUUUUUACUGAAGAAUGCUUUGAGCCUGGGAACAGCUGAGCAAGCAAUCCUGCUGAAAGAAAGGGCUGGCGUGGCAGAGCAGGGCUUGCAAGUGAAGGAUGCAAAGCUGAAACUGUAAGGAGGAGGAAUCUUAAACACACCAAGAAUGUGUCGACAACAUUCAGGAAAAUACUAAGCAACAAUGUUGCUUUCAUUGGUAAAAUAAGGCACUGCCUGUUUAAAUGGUACAACUGGCCCAACCACCAGGUGGUGUACUGUACAUGGAUUUACAGUCAUUUAUAUAAAAAUAAUGUUUUGGUUUUUAUCCCUUGUCUUUCAUAUUCUUUUUGAUUCAUUAAAAAAUGUGGUUACUGCUAUAAUGCUCCAAAACAUGUAAAGUAGUGUGCACAUGUAUUAGAACACGCCAUCAUCGCUUCUGUUUUGAUUUGUUGUGAUUAUUAAAUCUAACCACUGGAACUGAAAAUCUUGGGAAAAUUGUCAAAAUAGGCAAAUUAGUGAUUGUCUAGUUUAAUUGGUGACUUUAAUAGACCACACAUGCAAUUAAUUUUAAAUAGUAAGAAAAAAGGAACACAGCCACAAAUGGUAAAAUGCAUGAGACUUUUUAGAAGUUGAUUAAGAUGCCUAAUUAAAGCACAAAGUUGUCUAGCGUUAUAAAGGAUAAGUGACAAAUCUUGAGGUGUUCUAGUAAAUUUGCAAUAUACUGUGUGUGUAUGUAUGUAUGUGUAUGUGUAUAUAUAUAUAUAUAUAUAUAUAUAUAUAUAUAUAUAAUUGGCGUGUGUGUGUAUAUAAUUAUUUGUUUCCCCUUUGUCUUCCAUGUUUGUUUCAAUUGAUUUUAAAAUGUGGUUAGGACUGUACAGGAAUGUGUACCCCCCCCCCCCCGUCCAUACCGCACACACAUUAGCCGUCCUAGCACAACAGCGUACACAAAUUUAGGGACCUCAUUGUGGAAGAGCUCAGGCUUGUGGCUGGGCAAUGAAGAAGUGCUUGUCUGAAUCUGAUGAAACUAUACAAGUUAUUUAAUUAAAUUAAAAACAGUCUAAUACAAAAUGUAAUAAAACUGAAAUUAAGAGACAAAAAAAAUGUGGUUGUAAUUGUAAAUUUAGAAAAACGAAGAUAAAAAGCUAGUUUGGUAAAAUGGAACAAUUAAGAGAGUAAAACAAUUAUUUAUUUUUUAAAUUGGAAUAACGAGAACUUGUUCUGUUCACCAACUGAAAGAGAUAUCCGUCAUUGCAGGUGUGAGUUGGUA
Acipenser ruthenus (sterlet) is the source of this 3932-nucleotide messenger RNA. Its product is annotated as nucleolar MIF4G domain-containing protein 1-like. The transcript is spliced from 11 exons. Gene Ontology annotation, biological process: ribosomal small subunit biogenesis. Gene Ontology annotation, cellular component: nucleolus. NCBI's taxonomy places the organism in Eukaryota, Metazoa, Chordata, Actinopteri, Acipenseriformes, Acipenseridae. The record is from RefSeq and is a predicted model, not a curated record. Gene Ontology annotation, molecular function: RNA binding; protein binding. The coding region runs from base 219 to 2804 and encodes 861 amino acids.